Messenger RNA from Tarenaya hassleriana, 2973 nucleotides. Its product is annotated as ALG-2 interacting protein X-like. The record is from RefSeq and is a predicted model, not a curated record. Bases 134 to 2710 code for a protein of 858 amino acids. Gene Ontology annotation, cellular component: endosome. Gene Ontology annotation, molecular function: protein binding. The transcript is spliced from 8 exons. Gene Ontology annotation, biological process: protein transport to vacuole involved in ubiquitin-dependent protein catabolic process via the multivesicular body sorting pathway. Lineage: Eukaryota; Viridiplantae; Streptophyta; Magnoliopsida; Brassicales; Cleomaceae.
GUCUCAGCCCCGAUCCCUUGGUCGAUAAGGAAAAAAAAGGAACAAAUCGAGGAAAGACGCGCAGAGAAUUGCACGGAAAAACCAAAUCAAAUCAAGGUCGAUUUGAACGAUCCGAACGAAAGGAUCAUUCGCCAUGGCCGCAUUCCCUUCGUCCUCAUCAGUGGCGACUAAUCUGAUGCUUGCCAUUCACGAGAAGAAGACCACCGCAAUCGACCUCCACCGCCCUCUCCGGAACUACGUCGCUUUCACCUACUCCGAGCGCGAGGCUCAGCUUCUAGAGGAUGAUCUCGAGACUCUGAAUCAGCUCCGCUCCGAAGUCGAUCGCGCGCAGGAUCUGUCGCCGGCGGCUCGUCGUGAUCUUCUCAUCUCUUAUUACAAAGCUUUAUGUCUGGUGGAGACACGAUUUCCCAUCUCCCCCGAGAAGCAUCACGUCAACACCGUCUCCUUUCUGUGGUACGAUGCCUUUAGACCGAAGCAGAAGGCCACACAGCAGAACAUUCAUCUCGAGAAGGCCGCCGUUCUGUUCAAUCUCGGAGCUACAUACAGUAAGAUCGGACUAAGCUACGACCGCACCACCGUCGAUGGACGCCGGCAGGCUUCCCACGCGUUCAUCGCAGCCGCUGGGGCCUUUGCGUAUUUGAGGGACAACGAGUCUAUUAAAGCGUCGAUCGGUCAGAGCAUCACUGUCGACGUGUCGGUGGAGUGCGUGGGUAUGUUGGAACGGCUGAUGCUGGCGCAGGCCCAGGAAUCUGUCUUUGAGAAUACCAUCGCCAAGGGGAGCACCCCUGGUGUUUGUGCUAAAAUUUCUAGGCAGGUUGGGUUAUACUACGAGGAAGCUUUGGCUGCACUAAAUGCUUCCCCGCUGAAGGAUCAUUUCGAGAAGGGUUGGAUAUCUCAUGUGCUUCUCAAAGCAGCUCUCUUUUACGGGGAAGCUUGUUUUAGGUACGGAAUAGAGAUGCACGAGAAAGAAGAAAUUUCGGAAGAAAUUGCACGGCUGAGGAGCGGUAUCAGUCAUUUGACAGAAGCGAAGAAAUCUUCAAAAGGGGCUCCUGCUCAGCUACUAGAAGCCAUCAACAAGCUAGAGGCAAGCAUUAAUUGUAAUUUGGAUAGGGCCGUCAAAGAAAAUGACCGAGUUUACCUGAUGAGAGUUCCUUCUCCAAGUUCUUUGUCUCCACUUCCCUCUUUUUCCAUGGUUAAGCCGAUGAACAUGAACGGCAUAUUGGAUGCCAGCAAGGAGAAGUUGUUCACGAGUCUUGUUCCAGACAACAGUGCGAAAGCUCUCUCUAGAUACACUGAGAUGGUUGAUGAUGUAAUUAGGACACAAGCCGAGAGAUUGCAGCAAGCAAGUGAGCUGACUCGAGUUAGGCUCAAGGAGAUGGAUCUUCCAGAUUCUAUUCUUGCACUGGAUGGACAUUUAUCUCUCCCUGAUGAUCUGAAAGACGACGUGGAAGCUGUUCAGAUUAGUGGAGGUCCUGCUGGCUUGGAAACCGACCUGCAGCAGCUUAGAGAUUUGAGGAGGAUUAACCAUGAAAUGUUGAUCCAGACCGAAGAGCUUUUGCAGAAAGAAGCUGCAGAAGACGCUCACUUCAGAGGCCAAUUUGGGACUCGGUGGACUAGGCCUCAAUCUAGCACGUUGACAAAGAACUUGCAGGAUAGGUUAAAUCGGUUUGCAUCCAAUAUAAAGGAAGCUGCAGAAAGUGACGCGAAGAUUGAGCGGUCCGUGAGAGAUAACUCUGCCUUCAUGUCAAUUCUUGAUCAUCGGCCGAUAGAGUCAGCCCUUCCAACGCUAGCCAGGCCAAUCAUGUCUCUCGAUGUAUCAGAAGAUGCUAUUCUGGGAGCUCUGAAGCAGAGUCUGAGGCAGCUGGAAAGUCUUGGUGCUCAACGGGCAGGUCUGGAAGACAUGCUCAAAGAGAUGAAAAGAAAGGAUGACAUACUACCGAAGCUGAUGACAUCCAGCGGGUCCUAUGACGAUCUGUUCCGGAAGGAGAUAUCAAAGUAUGAUCACAUCUGCGAAGAAAUUUCCCAAAACAUUGAAACACAAGAACAACUGUUGAUGCAAAUCCAGACCCAAAAUGAGGAUUUCUCUGCUAUUUUCAAUCUGGAAGACUAUAAAGCAUCCAGAGAGAAGUGCUACAAGCAGAUUCAAGCUGCUAUAGCCAAGUAUCGCGAGAUCAAGGAGAACAUCAAUGAGGGCUUGAAAUUCUAUGCGACUCUACAGGACGCAAUCGCGAACAUGAAGCAACAAUGCAGCGAUUUCUUGAUGACAAGGAGCAUCCAAUGCCGGGAAAUGAUGGAAGAUGUGCAGAGACAGAUGACUGGUCUGAGUUUUCAGGAUCACAAGAGCAGUGGCCCAUACCAACCACUGCAUCAGCCUCCGGCUUCGGGUUCACGACCUCAACCAGAAAAUCAGAACCCUUCUCAUAUCCACCCUCAACCACCAUACUAUAUGUCUCCAGGGCAGCCAAUGUAUAGGCCACCGGAGCAAUCUUCAAGGCCAUAUGGCAACCCCCCAUACGGUGGCCCUCAGCCACCGCCUCCUAACCACAACACAUCACAUGGGCAAGGGCCUCAUCCUCAUGGCCAUGCCCAUGGGUGGCAAGGCUCAUACUACAAUCCCCAACCACAGCAGCCAGGUCCAUUGCCUCAACCUCCUUAUACCGUCCAGAGUCCGUACCCGCCGCCUUACCAAGGCGGUUACUACAGGCAAUGAGUCGUCUCACAAGUAAUAAACCUUGGGCUAUCAACUUGUUGGUGUUGAUAGAUUGUCUGAUCAUCUUUCCGUGAGUAUCAAAUCGUAUAUAACUAAUACCCCGUCAUUUGUUGAAGUUUGGGAGAAUUUACAGAUGGUGUCUUUUUUUUUUAUGGUAAUAGACACCUGGAAGUCUUGUGUGGUAAAAAGUUUAAAACAUACGAUGGUGAUCUUUUUUUUUACUCCCCUGGUGAAUGUCAAAACAAAAUGUAACAUUUUAAAUC